This is a messenger RNA of Rhododendron vialii, 1575 nucleotides long. RefSeq lists its product as uncharacterized. Gene Ontology annotation, biological process: defense response to fungus. The transcript has 3 exons. Lineage: Eukaryota; Viridiplantae; Streptophyta; Magnoliopsida; Ericales; Ericaceae. The coding region runs from base 343 to 1188 and encodes 281 amino acids. The record is from RefSeq and is a predicted model, not a curated record.
AUCAGAAGCCCUGAAAAAGUGGCUGAAAAGUCUCAAGUCGGUGACCUGCGAUAUGGAGAAUGUGCUGGGUGAGUUUGCGUAUGAAGCUCUUCGAAAGAAGUUGGAGGUCGGAAACCGGAAGAGGGACAAGGUUUGGGAAGGGUGUACAGACCCUGUUCGACCAUAGUGGUACAUCAGAAUGCGGAAAAUAUUGAUACUCUAAUUGAAAAUGUGCUGGAAAAGACCAGCAAGUUCCUAAGACAUCUGGUAAUAGCGGAAUUCAAGGAGUUGUGUUAUUUACCAUAGCAACUACUAAACCUAGCUUCCCUUGAGCUUUUAACAAUAAGACUGUGCCCUAAUCUGAUGUACAUAGGCGAAGAAACAGGAGCGGAAUUCAACAGCUGCUUAAGGUCCCUUCGAGAGCUUUCAGUUGAAUCGUGCUAUGAGUUGAGAUGCUUGCCAAAGGGGUUGCUACGACCAACCCUUUUAAGAUUACAAAUAUGUUGGUGUUCCAAUUUAACGGAGGCUAACCCAGAUGAAUUGCGCAACCUCAUGUCCCUUCAGGAGCUGAAAUUGAGAAGGUGUAACUCACGAUGGGAGAGGUGUUGGGAGGAGGCACAAUUCUGUUUGACCUGCUUUUCAACGUUGAUUAUAGGUCCCUUCUCAGAGGAGCUUGAUUAUUUCCCCUGGCCAGAGGUUGAGAUGGUCAAAACUCAAGACCCGCAACAUUACCCAUUCAUGUUCCUAGAAUCUCUAUCUUUAGAGGGAUGGCCAAAGCUCAAGUUCCUUCCCGAUCAACUUCGGCACCUCACUUCCUUACGAAAGCUGGAAAUUAGUGAUUUCAAUGGGUUGGAAGCUCUACCAGAGUGGUUGGGUAACUUUUCAUCUCUUGAAUCAUUGACGCUCAGGUUGUGCAUGAAUCUGACGAGGUUGCCCUCACUGGAAACAUUUCGACUUCUCAAGAAUUUACAAUCUCUGGCUAUAUUCCGUUGUCCACUUCUAAAGAAAAGAUGUGAAGAAGAAAGGGGAGAAGAGUUGUCGAAGAUUGCCCAUAUUCCAUCGCUUGAAAUACGCGAAUGUUUGGGAUGCAAUAUGCUAGAUAUGUGGAAUUCACGGCAUCAUUUAGGUUCUCAAAAGUCUCAUUCAAAAAAGUUCACGAAGUUUUUCUUUAGCCCUGAAUUUUGUGCAGAUUUGGUUGAAAUUUUUUAGCACUUUGUCCUUUCUGCCUAACUAUUUGCCCAGAGAUGAUAGUCUUGCAACGUCAGCGGUUGUUUGCUCAGCUGGAAGUUGAUCGGAAACGAGUUUUGUAAAGGUGGCUUAAAGUGAAGGUUUUGGUCCAGGACUUCAAUGUCUAACCUCCCACUAAUGGGGCAAGUGAUCGAAUAGCAUUACAGCUGACUCUGGACAAUCAAAUUUGGAUCUGAUUACGGUGCUUGACUCUGGAUAGUCAAUCACGCUGUUUGCCUUGCCACAGAAAAAUCCUUUAGUUGCUGUCCUUCAUUGGUUUUCAUGGUUUGCUUUGUCUAGUACAAGCACUACAUUUACUCUUCUCGAUAGCUCUAUGCUGGAUCAAAAGAAAACUUUAAGCUUCUCCUA